Molecule: messenger RNA, 6524 nt
Organism: Carassius gibelio (silver crucian carp)
Lineage: Eukaryota; Metazoa; Chordata; Actinopteri; Cypriniformes; Cyprinidae
Gene: mtnr1ba
Product: melatonin receptor type 1Ba
Exons: 2
Coding region: 945-2012 (355 amino acids)
Biological process (GO): G protein-coupled receptor signaling pathway
Cellular component (GO): membrane
Molecular function (GO): melatonin receptor activity
Source: RefSeq, a predicted model, not a curated record
GCGGUGGCGCGCGCUCACCGAUUUUUUGGUCCACAACGAGGAGAGCGCAAGAGACCGGCGGCGCGGAGCUGGUCGAGGGCGACGUCUCUCCAGCUGUCGUGUAACUGGACUUGUCCGAGAACUGGACCGGAAACUCCGUUCACGUGUAGCUGGCGGGAACAGCGCUGAGGGACUCGCUUUGAGGCGGGAAAACACGGAAUUCUCAGAAAUUCUAAGUUGGAUUCUUUAAUUUAACAACAGUCUUGCUCCUUCAACGCGAAGACCGUUGUAGUAAACAAAAAGAAGCGUUUUAACGACACACACCGGAGUCACAUAAGGUUUGGCACUCCUAAAAGGCGGGAAUUAAACCGACACGGGAGCACAUCAUCCGAUAUCACGCAUCGGUUUCCGUCACCACCGAGUGAAUUAAUAAAUAAAUAAAGUCUGACUGACUGGACAUACCGGAGAGCUGACGUGUCUCACGUUUGACAGCUUUUUUUUUUUGGAAGCGUCUCAGUUUACCUCAGCUCAAACGUCACUGUAAAUAAACUGAACGGCAAGAGGAAGAAUAAUUGGGUGAGGAGGAGGAAGAGGGGUGAACCCACGCCAAUGUGAUCCCUCAGUCAUCAAUGGGAAAUACCGGAGUGCACGCGACUGGGGCGAGAUGCUCGGAGAAGCUCGAGGUGCGUCGCCGCGCUUUCACCGUGAAUGAGUUUUAAAAGAGCGCGCGAGGAGGGAGAAAGAGCACUGUGAAGUUGAACAUAUUCGUCAAACGCGAGAAGAAGAACCAGUUGGAAAAUUUAUCCAUGUGGCACAUGCAUGAGAAAACAAAACGCGUCACCGAGCUUCCCAAUGCUUGGUGAGAAUGUUGACAUGUUUAAUUGUUGACGAAGGGGAAGAUGACAGAGGCUUCGUGAGAAAGAUUCCGAGCGUGUUUUUGUGAGAGAGGGUGAAGUUCAUUCGACAUGCCCGAGAAUGUCUCCCUCAUCAGGAACCGGACGGAAGUCGCGCAGGGUCGCGCUUGGGGUAGCGGAGCGGGCGCGCGGCCAGCAUGGGUCGUCAUGGUGCUGGCGGGUGUGCUGAUCUUCACGAGCGUGGUGGACGUGCUCGGUAACGUGCUGGUGAUCAUCUCGGUGCUCAGAAAUAGAAAACUGAGAAACGCGGGAAAUGCGUUUGUAGUGAGCCUGGCUUUCGCCGAUCUCCUGGUGGUUUGCUAUCCCUACCCUCUGGUCUUGCACGCCAUGCUGCACGCGGGCUGGUUGCCGGGCGAGAUGGAGUGUAAGGUCAGCGGCUUCCUGAUGGGAGCGAGCGUCAUCGGCUCCAUCUUCAACAUCACUGCCAUCGCCAUCAACCGCUACUGUUUCAUCUGCCAGGCCAACACCUACGAGAAAAUCUACGGCCGCACCGGAACCCUGGUGCUACUGAUGUUAGUCUGGGUGCUUACCGCCAUUGCUAUUCUCCCGAAUCUGGCGUUGGGGUCAUUGACGUACGACCCUCGCGUUUACUCAUGCACCUUUAGUCAGACAACAAGUGCAGGCUACACCAUCGCCGUGGUGACUGUGCACUUCCUGCUUCCUAUAGCGGUAGUUACAUUCUGCUAUCUGAGGAUUUGGGUGCUGGUGCUCCGCGUGAGGAGGCGGGUCAAAACCGACGUCAGGCCACGCCUCCGUCCAAGUGAACUGCGUCACUUCUUGACCAUGUUCGUCGUCUUUGUGCUGUUCGCCGUCUGCUGGGCGCCGCUGAAUCUGAUUGGCUUGGCUGUAGCGGUGGACCCACCCCGCGUAGGGCCCUUGGUCCCUGAUUGGCUAUUUGUGGUGAGUUAUUUCAUGGCAUAUUUUAACUCCUGCCUGAACGCCGUAGUGUACGGACUGCUCAAUCAGAACUUCCGCAGAGAAUAUCGAAGAAUACUUCUGUCACUUUGUAAGCCACGCCUCUUCCUGCAGGAGACGUCAAAGGGCGGGACUGAGCGCAGCAACAAACAUUCACCUGGCAACAACAAUAACGAUGAUCAGCCCAAAGCGAACACAAUAUAACUUACCAACAAUACAUUCAAUUUGUCACAGAUAUCAAACAGAGAAUGCUGCAAAACGGUUUUAAAUCGCAAUCACAAAUGUUUUGAAAAUACCAUUUUUAUGUCUCACUUUAGAUACCACACUCUGCCAAAAAACAAAACAAAAAAACAAUACCUCAUUUGCUGGAAACUUGCAAUUAUAAUAAUCCUCAGUAUUAAGAAAAUUAAUUACAUCUCACACAAGUGUUACAAUCACAUUCAAUGAAUGCAUGCUAAUGAUUGAGAACAGUGCAAUAAGUCAUUACCAGACAAAAGGUGCAAACUCGAGGAAGACAAAGACUGCAGAACAUUGUGAUCUUCUUCCAAUCACACGCCCCUAGAAAAUAACUUAUUUUUCCUCACUGUUAGCUGGAGGCUGUUUCCUCCAACCACCCAUAAAUUCUCACCAAACAGAUCUCUCAGACAUUUCACAAGUGCUUCCCUAAUGAUAUAACAGAAUUAAAAAAAAUGCUACCCAAAUGCUCACACAUUUGUGACCUCUCAGCAUCUUGACAUAUGUUUUCUCAGUGCUCCAAUAGCGUUAACACUUUUGGCGCUGCAAGUAAACAAGAGCCUCCCCUUGUGCUAUGCAACCAAUUAAUUUAAAACUCAAUGGAGAAAGUGUAAAACUAGGGCUCCCUUUGGUUUGCAGCAGAGGUUAUCCAAACGUUCCCCAAAACACUGCAGCAACAUUCUUGUAAAACUCCCCUAUUGCUAUGCAAACUCAACUUGAGCAACUCCCACAGCUGCUUUCAUGCAAACACUGUGGAAAUCUUCCGGUAACCUUCCCACAACAUUCCUCUAGGUCUGCGGAUGUCGUCCUGUGGGAAUAUGCCAAAAUGCUGCAAGAACACGUUCUUAUAUUCUCCAUAGAUUAAAAAAACAAAACAUCACACGCUCCCUAUGUCUGUGCACCAGCAGAACGCAUCUGCACAUACUGCACGUUAUGGCAUACUUACAUUAAAACUUUUACUCAACUGAGCAAAGUUUAGCAUUGAAUCCAUUAACAGGGUUCAAAUAAUCAAGAACAAAAAAUAAUAAUGAUGAGCAUAGGGCUUCUUAUUUAUGUGACACAAAUAUACUAUUUGUCAACGUCUUAAAUAUAAAAUAGUAAUAUAACAAAAGUUAAAAUAAUCUUUAUUAAUAUACCUACUUUAAUAUACCAGCAUGUCAUUCUGUGUCAACUGACAUUUAAACAUACACACUUCUUCAAGGUGCCAGUCAAUCAAACACCAACUGUAAAGAAGGACCUAAUUCUUAAUCAAAUACAUUAACCUUUAUUAUUUUUAUCAAAUUAUUAUUUUUUUUAUUUAAACAGACAUCUUUGAUAGUAGUUAAAUUGUUGUGUUGCGUUCAUUCAGCCCCCAACAUUUAUAUAGCCAUCUGCUGAAAUUACCCAUUUCAACCGGUAAGUGGCAUUGUCAGUUGGCAGGUUUCAGUAAAACGUCAUUUAUUGCAGAGUUGGAUGAGGUAAUAAUGAAACUUGUGUCUAACAAUUUACAGAUUUGUAAUGUUUUUUUCUUCUCAAGUAAUUUAUUUUUACCUUUGCCCAUCUCAGAUAUCUUUUAAGUAGCCUAUUUUGUCAUUAUUAUGGCAAGGAUAUUGCUAAAAUAUAUUUUUUUUUUACUUCAAGGAUCCUGCUACAGAUGUAUAGUAUUCAUUGUAUUCAGAAUUUAAACUGUGUGUAAAUUGUUUGUAUGUACAGUAUGUGAACUGUUAAAGCCUCAAAAAUUUAAUAACUAGAAUCUGCCAAAAAAAAGAAAAAUUGACGGGUGAAUUCACUUAACAGUGACUCGGAACAUUUCAACAAAAAAUCCCUCGCUAUAAGCACCCGUAAUUCAGUUUAACCACACGUCUAACACUCAUGAUCAGGAAUUGCAUUGUGGAAAUUUCAUUCAGCACUAAUUUUGUGGAUGUUUUUGCAUCAUGAAAACAAUGCAGACAGUUUGCAAAUAAACAAGUCAUAGACAUCGGAUGAAAAGUCACAUUAAUCAGUGUAUCUUCCAGUUCAGGUAAUUUAAGCCUCAAAUUUUAGGUACUUAAAAUUAUGAACACCAGUAGCAGUAACAUUUUAGUGAUUUAUUGUGAAGAGUUUUUGACUAAUUUUCAAAGGGGCUUCUGAUCGCAGUGAGAAAUAAUGCUAAAUGAAAGGCAUCAAUGCACUUAUUGAAAUUUUAAGUAUACUACACUCUUUUAAAUAUUGUACUUUAUAAUCUGUUGAACCAUGGUGCACUUUGACAGUCUGUAAAAUGAUUUUCAUUUCACCUGGUUAAAAAUAGAUUGAUAAAUUUUGCAUCCCAGUAAAUUUAGAAAAAUGUUCGUGAAACCCAAACACCAUAUGGUAUGGAAGCCCGUUUCUGCCAGUGAAUAAAAAAAUAAAACAAAGUAAUUGCGACUUUUUAUGUACUUUUUAUAUAUUCUCAGAAUUCAAGUUUAUAUCUUGCAAUUCUGACUUUAUUAUAUAAUUGCGAGUUAUAAAGUCAGAAUUGUGAGAUAUAAACUCACGAUGGCAAGUUAUAAAGUCAGAAUUGACAGAUAUCAACUUGAAAUUCUGACUCGCAAUUCUGAGAAACAAAGUUAGAAUUGUGGCAUAUAAACUUGCAAUUCUGAGUUUUUUCUUACAAUAGCAAGUUAAUAUCUCACAAUUCUAAUUUAUUUUUCUCGCAAUGGCGAGGUCAUAUCUUGAAUUUCUGACUUUUUCUUUCUCAGAAUUCUGAGUUCUAAAGUCCGAAUUGCAAGUUAUCUCGCUAUUCCAAGACAAAAUUCAGAAUUGCUAGUUUAUAUCUCGCAAUUCUGACAUUAUAACUCGCAAUUUUGACUUCAUAACUCGCAAUUGCGAGUUUAUAUCACACAAGUCAAUUCUAAGAAAAAAAGUCAGUAUUGUGAGAUAAAAAAAAGUCACAGCAAUUUUUUUUUUUUUAGUUGAGUAAAUGGGCUUCCAUAAUAUAGUCCCAAGAGUGCUCAGGGUGUUAAAAAAAAAAAAAGUUUACCUGACUGCAUUUCAAGUUCUUAGUAACAAUGAUCUAUUUUAGCUGUGAGUUCAUAUCAGACAACGUGAGAUGAGGGUUUCGACAUCUUAACCUAUUAUGAACACAAUAGGCUACAGUCGCCCUUGAGGGUGAUUCGAAAGCACAAUGAAGAUGUCACGAGAAAGAGAGCGGCGUAUUUAUUCCGUUUACAGUUCCAGUGUUAUCUUAGUAAUGGAGUUUGUCGCAGAAUGACUCGUGUCUAUGCAUUUAAAACACAUCGCGCCAUCAGUCACCGAUAUCUUAGUAUUCCAACCGAGUGCCCAAACGCUCGCAUAUCGUACUGUUUAUAUGGGUAUUCCUUCUUUUGAUUCUGAGUAUUUUAUAUCAGUUUCUCUCAUGGGUAACCUGAUCUUAGUAUUUAUGAUGAGAGUAGACUAAUCUUAGUAACUUCAAUGAGUAUCGCGCACUUCUUACUGCGGCGAGAUCACAUGCUCAUUUCUUAGUACCUUUGAUGACUAUGUUGAUGAAUAAUCUCUGUAUUUAUGACAAAUGCUCGUUAAGUAAUCUCUUUGUCUUGGCCAACCUGAUGAGUGCUGGCAUCUUUGUAUCUGCAGUUAGUAUUGUUGUCUUGGAAUUAAAAAAUCGAAGAAAGCUUUUAUCCAGCACCUGUAAAGCGAUAUUCGCAUUGGUGGAAUAAUUAUGAUGUGCUUUGCUCAGAAGGAAUAAAUAUAUUUAUUAUUGUAUGUAUUUGUUAUUUUUAUGAAUUAUUUUAAAUCGUUUUGGUUGUUAUUGCUACCUUCUGUACUUUGAUACCAUUUCCCAGUCUGUAAGAAUCCAUUUUGAUCUACGGUUAUUCACUGUAAUUGUACUGUACUUUGCAAAUUUCAUUUUUCUAUGGUACAGAGACUGAGUACUCAUCUUUGUUUCCAAGUACUAAACAGUCUUAACUGAGUUUACUUAAAUGGUUUAUGCAAAAUGAUUAUCUCAUUUAUUUCCAAUUUUAUUUAAAUGUGAAUCCCCAGAAGAAGAAGAAAACACUGUGCAGAUUGUUACCCCUCUGGAUAAGGAACUAAAUUAAGUUGAGGUCAAUAAAUGAAUAAACCCUUGAAGUAAUCUCAACCAACAGGUACAUCUUAUCAAUGUGUCUUAGUACUUGAGUAGGUUCUCUCAUUUUAGUAAUUCUGCUGUAUUGGUGAAUAUGAACUGAUGUAUGACGUUUGUAAAACUAAACUUAGUAAAUCCAAGCAUUAAUCGGGUCAAACUGUUGAAGCCCCAAACACUUGUGAUAUUUCAUACUGCAAAAUGAAUGUGCAUGAACGUUGAUUGUUUUAUUUGAAUCUUUUGAAUUUGUGCUCUUAAGGAACAAGACAGCGGUUACUUUUGGACAAAAAGAGUGAUCAAUUGCUAAGGACAGAUGGACAGAUGGGAAAAAAGGCCCAAGAGGCUUUAAAAAUAAUGUGACAUGGUCUACAAUGAUUCCACGAUGGCCGGUGGUGUAAGAUUUUACAUGUUAAUAAAAUUUUUAU